Messenger RNA from Homarus americanus (American lobster), 1503 nucleotides. Its product is annotated as skin secretory protein xP2-like. Lineage: Eukaryota; Metazoa; Arthropoda; Malacostraca; Decapoda; Nephropidae. The record is from RefSeq and is a predicted model, not a curated record. Bases 1 to 1503 code for a protein of 500 amino acids. The transcript is spliced from 3 exons.
AUGGUUAAUGAAGUGAGGUUGUUCGACUUCAAAAUAUUCUUUGCAAAAGAAUCGUUCAAUACAGAAACGUUGACAAAUUUGCAUAAUUUUUGUGCCAAGUCGCUGGCAAGUCUCGCCAAGCGCCUGGCCCCCUGCCCCCAUGUAGAUGACCCUCCCAAGGCGGUCACCGAAGGGGACGCUCCCCACGCGGUCGCCGAAGGGGACGCUUCCCAGGUGGUUGCCGGAGGGGACACUCCCCAGGCCGUCGCCGAAGAGGACGCUCCCCAGUCCGUCGCCGAAGGGGACGCUCCCCAGGCCGUCGCCGAAGGGGACGCUUCCCAGGCCGUCGCCGAAGGGGAUGCUUCCCAGGCCGUCGCUGAAGGGGACGCUUCCCAGGCCGUCGCUGAAGGGGACACCCCACAGGUCGCUGAAGGGGACGCCCCCCAGGACGUCGCCGAAGGAGACGCCUCCCAGGCCGUCGCCGAGAACGUCCUCCAGGCCGUCGCCGAAGGAGACGCCUCCCAGGCCGUCGUCGAGGACGUCCUCCAGGCAGUCGCCGAAGAGGACGUCGCCGAAGAGGACGCUCCCCAGGCUGUCACCGAAGUGGACGCUCCCCAGGAGGUCACCGAAGGGGACGCUCCCCAGGCGGUCACCGAAGUGGACGCUCCCCAGGAGGGAGGCCUUGAAGGGACGCCCCGCAGGGAGGUCACCAAGCGGACGCUCCUGCGGUCACCUGGGCGGACGCCCCAGGAGGUCACCGAAGGGGACGCUCCCCAGGAGGUCACCGAAGGGGACGCUCCCCAGGAGGUCACCGAAGUGGGCGCUCCCCAGGAGGUCACCGAAGGGGACGCUCCCCAGGAGGUCACCGAAGUGGACGCUCCCCAGGCGGUCACCGAAGGGGACGCUCCCCAGGCGGUCACCGAAGGGGACGCUACCCAGGCGGUCACCGAAGGGAACGCUCCCCAGGCGGUCACCGAAGGGGACGCAUCCCAGGCGGUCAACGAAGGGGACACUCCCCAGGCGGUCACCGAAGGGGACGCUCCCCAGGCGGUCACCGAAGGGGACGCUACCCAGGAGGUCACCGAAGGGGACGCUCCCCAGGCGGUCACCGAAAGGGACGCUCCCCAGGCGGUCACCAAAGAGGAAGCUCCCCAGGCUGUCACCGGAGGGAAAGCUCCCCGGGUAGUGCCCCGUAGAGCUGCUGUCCAAAAGCCCCGGGCCAAUAAACCAACUCACCAGGCCAAGAAUACCAUGGUCCCAGGGGCCCAAGGUAAUCUAAAAUCAAAGGCUGAGCACGCACCAAACAGAGUGGCAGAAGCCCGUAAAGCUGCUGCCCAACAGGCCCGGGCCAAUAAACCAACUCACCAGGCCAAGAUUACCUUGGUCCCAGGGGCCCAAGGUAAUCUAAAAUCAAAGGCUGAGCACGCACCAAACAGAGUGGCAGAAGCCCGUAAAGCUGCUGCCCAACAGGCCCGGGCCAUGGUCAAGGCUCGCCGGUUGAAAACAGCUGUAAAACAAAAGUGA